Nezara viridula (southern green stink bug) is the source of this 354-nucleotide messenger RNA. The record is from the annotation of a GenBank genome assembly. Lineage: Eukaryota; Metazoa; Arthropoda; Insecta; Hemiptera; Pentatomidae.
AUGACCUGCAGAACAAGGCUGACAAGAGGGCGAGUUACAUGUCAUUGUGCCACUUCAAGAUCUGUAACAUGGGUAGGAAGAGGACUCUCUGGCCAAGGAACUAAGCACGCGUACUCCCAUCCCCACUCCAGCAGUAUUUACCCCCUCUACUCCAUCUUUACCCCCAUCUCUACCACCAAACUCAUGUUUCCACACCUUCAACUACGCCUAUCCCCUCUCCUCUACCCCUACUUCUACUACUACACCCCUUUCCUCUCCUAUUUCGACCGGAACGGAGACAAUUUCCCAGUCUUCCGCUACCGGUAUCCGAUCCCCAACACACUAGCGUACAAUCGAACGACCGCCGACUCGUAA